Messenger RNA from Penicillium salamii, 1785 nucleotides. The record is from the annotation of a GenBank genome assembly. NCBI's taxonomy places the organism in Eukaryota, Fungi, Ascomycota, Eurotiomycetes, Eurotiales, Aspergillaceae.
AUGAGCGCGAUCCUGUCGGCCGACGACUUGAACGAUUUCAUCUCGCCCGGAGUCGCAUGUAUCAAACCAGUGGAAACCCUACCAGAAAAGAGCCAGGAAAAUGCAUAUGAAGUCACAACGGAAGACAAAGUUCAGCCCGAGGACUUACCACCUGCACAGAUUUCUUUGACGGAUUGCCUUGCAUGCUCUGGCUGCGUCACAUCUGCAGAAGCGGUGCUAAUCUCGCUUCAGUCCCACGCUGAAGUUCUCAACACUCUUGAUGCGCACCCAGAAAUACCCUUGGCGCAUGAAAAUCACGGAACGAUUAUUAAGAACACGGAAGAUUCUGGAGAAGGCAAGAUCUUUGUGGCCAGUGUUAGCCCGCAGGUCAGGGCAAGCUUGGCCACAACUUAUGGAAUCUCAGAGAAAGAAGCGGGGUAUAUGGUUGACCAAUUACUCAGUGGACCACAAGGCCUGCGGGGUGGAGGAAAAUACGGCAAUGGAUUUACUUGGGUGGUAGACAGCAAUGUCAUGCGAGAGGCCGUUCUCGUACUUACCGCCGAUGAAGUGUCAGACUCGCUCGGGUCGUCGGCUACGAGCGAAGCGGAGAAUUCUCUUCCCAAGCGCCCAAUUUUGUCUUCAGCAUGCCCCGGAUGGAUUUGCUACGCAGAGAAAACCCACCCGUUCAUUCUUCCACAUCUCUCUCGCCUCAAAUCCCCACAAGCUUUGUCCGGAACAUUCCUCAAGACUGUCCUGAGCAAAUCUCUUGGGGUUCAUCCCUCUCGGAUCUGGCAUUUGGCUGUAAUGCCAUGCUUUGAUAAGAAGCUGGAAGCCAGUCGAGAGGAGCUCACGGACUUGACAUGGCGCCAGGGAGAUCACUCAAGCUCCGACACCGCGCCCGUUCGCGAUGUAGAUUGCGUCAUUACUGCCCGUGAACUUCUCUCUUUGGCUUCAUCUCGAGGAUUCUCACUACGCAACCUGCCUCUACAGCCUCUUCCAUCAUCCUGCGCCCUGCCUUUUCCCGAGAAGACUCUCGAAUCUUUCGUUUCAUUUAAACGAAAUCGAACAGAGCAAUCUCUCGCCACAGGCACCUCGGGAGGGUACCUCCACCACGUCCUCAUGACUUUCCAGGCCCGCAAUCCAGGCAGCCAACUCGUGAUUAACCGUGGACGCAACGUCGAUGUCGUCGAGUACAUCCUGAUGUCCAAGGAUAAUCAACCGAUUUUGAAAACCGCGCGCUACUACGGUUUCCGAAAUAUUCAAAACCUCGUCCGAAAGCUCAAACCCGCACGUGUAUCGAAACUUCCAGGCGCAAACCCUGCCGUCCGUCGGCGCCAACCAGUCUCCCGAAACGCCGCUUCUACCGGUAGCUCAGGGUCAGAUUAUGCCUAUGUUGAAGUCAUGGCCUGUCCUGGUGGGUGCACGAAUGGUGGUGGACAGAUUCGGGUGGAGGAUGCCAGGGAGACUAUUGGCUCCUCCCAAGGAGAAGCGACAGAUGAGUCUUCUAAACCUUCGCCCCACGAGCAACGCGCGUGGCUGGCUCGUGUCGACGAGGCAUACUUCUCCAUGGAAUCAGACUCUGAGCCAGAAGUGGAAAUUCAGUCUCCGGAGACUUCAUUGGAAGACAAGGAGGCAAGGAUCCAUGGAGGCUUGGAGCGCUGGUCCCAGUUUAUGGACAUUCCUUUGUCAAAGCUUGCUUACACCACUUAUCGUAAGGUUGAAAGCGAUGUGGGCAAGGACCAAACCCCUGCCAACGAUACCACGCGUGUUGUGGAGCUUGCUGGGAAGAUUGGUGGCGGCUGGUGA